Molecule: messenger RNA, 597 nt
Organism: Brassica oleracea var. oleracea
Lineage: Eukaryota; Viridiplantae; Streptophyta; Magnoliopsida; Brassicales; Brassicaceae
Exons: 3
Coding region: 79-582 (167 amino acids)
Source: RefSeq, a predicted model, not a curated record
AGAUUUGGACAUAAACCACAACUAGACAGAAAGAAUAGCUAAUGAUAAAAAAAGAAAGGGAACAGACCAAGGACUGACAUGAAUUCAGUUGGAAGAGAGUUCAUCCCUAGGAAGUUUGAAGAGAGAUUUAGUAAGAAAUGGAUAUGGGACAGGUUUAAGAACAAGGUUGAUGUUUGUAGAAAAGCAUAUGUCAAGUUUAAGAAGCUGACUCACAACAGAACCGGACUUGUCUAUGAUGCUAUGGGACGGUUGGAGAUGCCAGAUGCUUGGUGGGAUCAACGCAUAGCGGAAUGGCCAGGUGCAAGAAAGUAUAAGAACAAAGUACCUCCAAACAUGGAUAUGUUUGAAGCAGAGUUUGGUGCUGUUAGUGUGACUGGAGCAGAAGGAUGGUGUGCUCAGCAAGGAGAAGCUAGCUUAGAUUCUAGAAUGGAUGCAGAAAAGGAAGAUGAAUCAGAUUCUGCUGACACAGAUAUGCCAGCACCAAGAGAAGGAACAAGUAGAGCUGGAUGUUCAAAGUCAAAAAGAAAGCGUAAAGAAGUUGAUCAAGAGCCUUAUGUUGUACGAAAUGCAAUUCUGGCAUAAAAAAAUAAGAUAGCU